Molecule: messenger RNA, 3153 nt
Organism: Cladocopium goreaui
Lineage: Eukaryota; Dinophyceae; Suessiales; Symbiodiniaceae
Source: the annotation of a GenBank genome assembly
AUGUGGCAGAUUUUCCGCAUUCUUCUGCGCCUUAUUCAGGAGCUUCAAGAAGCUGUUGACGACUGCUACAAUCUCAAUGGCUGGGCACUACCCAAGAAGGAAUUUGAAGCUGCAUAUUUGGGCCGGAAGAAUACCUCAAAGUAUGCAUUCCUGGAUGCGAAUGCCAGGCUGGUACAGAAGGAGCUGGCAACACAAGCAGAUGAUCAGGCACACUUCCAAAAUGCUGUGCCGGAGGGCCUCAAAGGUCCUGCUGCAUUGCUGCAUUCUGUGUCUGCAGCCAUUGAGACCUAUGUCCCCUCGCGGCUGGGCUUUACCUUGUGGGGCUGCUCGCGUGUUACAGCAAGGCUUCCACUCUCUAGCAAGUCCGAGGAAAGCUCGUAUCGACCGUUCUCAUUGUCGCAGAGCAACUAUGAGGAUGGCAAAGUGCUAGGGCAUAUCGACUUCCUUGAGAACAGGAAACUUUGUGUCAUGCUUCUUCUUGACGAUGACGGGACGGAACUCAUUUUGGAGCCCUUCGACUCCCGCUUUUGCGAAGGGGCUCAGAUGAUUCUGCCCACCAAUCGCUUGGUGGUCUUUCGUCAGGACAUGUUUUCCUAUACUUAUCGUGCGUGCGGUUCUGGUGCUGCUCUCCAAGUGCAAUUGGUGACCCAGUCCCAUGUGCCCAACACGCGGGAUUUGCGGGUGGUGACAGUCCCAUCACAGCUGAUGAAUGACCAUCAAGUCAUGGUGAGGUCCAUGGCAUGCCACUAUCCUGGCAACUGCGAGAGUCAGAGCGGCUACUGGGCUGUGUCCACAGUUUCUUGUGAUGGCCUAGUACCAGUUCCAGUCACACGCUGGGAUGCAGCCCAGUACUAUUCUGCAGAGGAGAAGGAAGGUUUCACCUACGCCAUUCAUGGAGGCUUUUGCAACGAUGACGAUGUCAUCAUGUUCGACAAUGAUUUUUUUGGCAUUUCGGAAACGGAAGCCAGCAUCAUGCCGCCAGCACAGCGAUUGGUCUUGCAGACCGGCUAUGAGGCACUACGGAAUGCUGGCGUCAGCAAGGCUUCAGCGCGCGGCCUCCCAUGUGGCGUCUACCUGGGAGACUCGGGGUGUGAUUGGCCUCAGCUGUUUGGCCAUGUUGCUGGGCCACAGCGCGCCCUUGGUUCUCAACAGAGCAUUGGAGGAUCGCGCUUGGCGCAUGUCCUCGGCUUGAGAGGGCCAACAUUAACCUUGGACACUGCUUGCUCUUCUUCCUUGGUGGCCAUUGGUGUGGCACACAAUGCCCUGCGAAAGGCGAUGCCUGAGCAAGUUGAUCCGGGCAUUCUGCCUCAUAUCAAAAUGGCACUAGCGCAAGGUUGCAAUUUGCUGCUGUCUCCACGAAUGUACAUCCAAUAUUCUGGUCCUCACAUGCUUUCACCGAGGGGCCGGUGCUUCACGUUCGACAGCAGUGCAGACGGUUAUGCAAGAGGCGAAGGUUGCGGUAGCUUGACACUGAAGAUGGGCCCCAGUGAGGUCGAAGCACAGGAAUGCUUGGCAUCACUGAUCGGCUCUGCAGUGAACCAAGAUGGUCGCAGUGCUAGUAUGACAGCGCCGAAUGGCCCAUCGCAGCAACAGUGCAUAAGGACCUCCAUGAUCGAGUCCAAGCUCAGUGCCAGUGAGAUCAAUGUGGCUGAAUGCCAUGGCACCGGUACAGCCUUGGGGGAUCCGAUCGAGGUCAGCGCUCUGCGAAUGGUGAUGCAGGAACGACCAUCCCCCAUCAUGAACACAAGCGCCAAAACGAACCUGGGUCACCUUGAAGCCUCUGCUGGCAUGGCAGGUGUUCUGAAGUGUGUGAACAUUCUUAAGAGCAGUACCUGUCCAUCGAACAAUCAUCUCCGACUACUGAAUCCACACAUGGACACCAAUGGCUACCCAGUCUAUUUUGCGAACGAACUCUCCGACUAUGGUGUCAAGUCAGGCAUCUCCGGAGUCUCCUCCUUCGGCUUUGGUGGCACCAAUGCUCGGGGCGACCUUUGGGGUCGCUGCAGCAGGGGAGCACGGUGCACUGAGCUACUUGACACUGGUGCCUGGGUGCUGCAGCGUCAGCUCUUCUACGAUCGAGUCUUUCACUAUGGAAACCCAGGACCACACGCCAGCGAUCAGAUCUACAUUGCCGGCUCUUGGGAUGCAUUCACCAGCAUGCAGGAGAUGGAGAAACAGAUCCUCGGUGAAUACCGCACAAUCGUUAGAUUGGGUGAGACAGGCCGCGAGCAUUUUCGUCUGCUUGUCAACCAGGAUCCCAAUCAAAUCAUCCAUCCUGGCCAAGCUCUUGCAGGGCCUCGCAGUUUGGCCUUGGGCCCUGAUCGUAAGGGCAAGGUAGCUAGCUGGCUCAUUGACGGCAUAUUGGAUGGCACUGGUGCCGGUGCCACCUACAUGGUGAAGCUCGAGUGGGGUUUCACGUGGGAGAGAGGUGAGUACAGGAUUGUCACCUGGGAGCCGUGUGCGCAAGAAGCACCUGGUCGGGGCUUGCCUUCCAGCUUCAACCACUCCUAUUCUGUGGUGGGAAGCUGGACUGCGUGGAAGUGCCAGGAGAUGGUGCGCAGUCAGUACGAGGAAGGCGUUUGGAUCACCUCUGUGCGUUUGGGUCUGUCUGGGCAAGAGGAGUUUCAAUUCGUCAGAGACCGAGACUGGUGCCAGGUCAUCCAUCCAGCUGCUAGCCGGGUCACCCGCGCUGACGUCGCCAUUCGUGGGCCAGACAACUUUGGUCAUGGCAGGAAUUGGCUCUUGCAAGGUGAAACGAAUGAGAUUGUCACCAUCAAGCUAGAGGUUUUGGAUGGCAGGAUCAUGGUACAAACUUGCUAUGAGAAGAGCAAGCACAGCCAGGAGUGGCAGAAGAAAACCAUGGCUGACAUAGCGGACCCGGUCUUCCUGAUCUCUGGCUUGUGGAAUGGUUGGGGCUUCGACGUCAUGACAAAGGCUGGAGAGAAAUCCAGCUCAACAAAGGACCCAUCAGAUGGAGCAGUCUUCCGGUACGAUUUGAUCCUGGGAGAUGAUGGCAUUGCCGAAUUUCAGAUUGUUAUGGAUGAUUGGGGUGGGGAGCAUCAGCCGAAUGCCUCAAAGUGGCUACCUGCCAUGAAUCCGAGCCUCAAGGAAGCCCAGCGUCGGCUCUAUCCCAACAAGCCCAAGGCUGUGUGA